This is a messenger RNA of Clarias gariepinus (North African catfish), 2487 nucleotides long. It is a transcript of the gene ddx18, whose product is annotated as DEAD (Asp-Glu-Ala-Asp) box polypeptide 18. The coding region runs from base 43 to 2016 and encodes 657 amino acids. NCBI's taxonomy places the organism in Eukaryota, Metazoa, Chordata, Actinopteri, Siluriformes, Clariidae. The transcript is spliced from 14 exons. Gene Ontology annotation, biological process: maturation of LSU-rRNA from tricistronic rRNA transcript (SSU-rRNA, 5.8S rRNA, LSU-rRNA). Gene Ontology annotation, cellular component: nucleolus. Gene Ontology annotation, molecular function: nucleic acid binding; RNA helicase activity; ATP binding. The record is from RefSeq and is a predicted model, not a curated record.
CCUCUCACGUUCACUCAUACACGUGUGUGUGUACAUGCAGACAUGGCGGAUCUUCAGAUGAAGCUUCUUCGGAAGAAAAUUCAGAAAAGAAAUGAGAAGAAUAAAGAACGCAAGCUUAAACAGAAGCGGAAGCAGGAGGAAGAGAGCGAGUCCAGAAUAAUAAGUGAAGACGAGACGACUGAAGAGACUCCAGCUGCAGACAUCAGGCAGGAGCUGGCUGACCAGAAUCAGGAGAAUGAAUCCUCUCAGGAAGACAACAGCACACCAAGCAGCAGCAAGAAGAAAAAGAAAAGGAAGAAGAGGAAACUAAACGAAGCUGGAGAUCCUAACAACAUCUCUGUGAAAAAGGUCAAACAGGAGACCAGUGAGUGCAAUGGUGCUGGGCUUUCUGAGGGAGAAGAGGAACAAGAAAGUUUAAAAGGGGAAUUUAAGGAAGAUGAAGAGGAUGCCGAGAAAGAUGGAAAUGAUGAGGACGAGCAGGAUGAUCUACCAGAGCUUCCAUCUGGUCUGACAGGAGCAUUUGAGGACCAGUCAUUUGCAUCUCUGGCAGAGCUUGUGAGUGAGAACACACUCAAAGGUGUUAAAGAGAUGGGAUUUGAAACCAUGACUGAGAUUCAGCACAAAACCAUACGCCCUCUACUGGAGGGAAGAGACGUUCUUGCAGCUGCUAAAACUGGCAGUGGUAAAACUCUGGCCUUCCUGAUUCCUGCUAUUGAACUCAUCUAUAAACUCAAGUUCAUGCCCAGAAAUGGUACUGGAGUGGUGAUUUUGUCCCCAACGCGUGAGUUGGCCAUGCAGACAUAUGGAGUACUGAAGGAGCUAAUGACUCACCAUGUGCACACAUACGGCCUCAUUAUGGGCGGCAGUAACCGCUCAGCAGAAGCCCAAAAGCUUGGUAAUGGAGUCAACAUCCUGGUGGCCACCCCUGGUAGACUUCUUGACCAUCUACAGAACACUUCUGGCUUCAUGUAUAAAAAUCUGCAGUGUUUGAUUAUUGAUGAAGCAGACAGAAUUCUUGAGGUGGGAUUUGAAGAAGAACUUAAACAGAUCAUCAAACUGCUGCCAAAGAAGAGACAGACCAUGCUGUUCUCGGCUACGCAGACAAGGAAGGUGGAGGAUCUGGCACGAAUAUCUCUGAAGAAAGAGCCUCUGUACGUGGGAGUGGACGAUAACAAGGAUACAGCCACUGUGGAAGGACUCGAGCAGGGCUAUGUGGUUUGCCCAUCAGAGAAGCGCUUCCUGCUGCUUUUUACAUUCCUCAAGAAGAAUCGCAAGAAGAAGCUGAUGGUGUUUUUCUCAUCCUGCAUGUCUGUGAAGUAUCACUAUGAGCUGCUCAACUAUAUCGACCUGCCUGUUAUGGCCAUCCAUGGCAAGCAGAAGCAGACAAAGAGAACCACCACAUUUUUCCAGUUCUGUAAUGCAGACUCUGGCAUCUUGCUGUGCACUGAUGUUGCUGCCAGAGGACUCGAUAUCCCUGAGGUGGACUGGAUUGUCCAGUAUGACCCACCAGAUGACCCUAAGGAAUACAUUCACCGUGUGGGUCGAACUGCUCGAGGUAUUAAUGGCAGAGGCCAUGCCCUCCUCAUCCUCAGACCUGAAGAGCUCGGCUUUCUACGGUUCCUCAAACAGGCCAAGGUGCCAUUAAGCGAGUUUGAAUUCUCUUGGAGUAAGAUCUCAGAUAUUCAAUCCCAGUUGGAGAAGCUGAUCGAGAAGAAUUACUACCUGCAUAAAUCAGCUCAGGAGGCAUACAAGUCGUAUGUGAGAGCGUACGAUUCUCACUCCCUCAAACAGAUCUACAAUGUACAGACACUUGACCUGCCACAGGUGGCGCUGUCGUUUGGCUUCAAAGUACCACCUUAUGUUGACCUCAAUGUUCACAGCAGUAAAGGUGUAAAGCUUCAGAAGAGGGGAGGAGGUGGAGGCUUCGGCUACCAAAAAUCUAAGAAUGUGCAUAAGGCUAAGAUCUUCAAACAUGUUAACAAGGGCAAGGGAGACCGCAGACAGUUCUCCCGCUGAGUUUGCCGUUUCCUCCCUAAAUGUGUUUUUGAAUAAGUUUUAAAUGCUUCAGGCUAGACAACUCUUCCCAUCUUUGCCUGUGGUUGUGUUUUCCUGUCUAUUUUGUAUGCCUAUUCACAAAAGCUGGUGAAAUAGUUAAUUUGUCUGCUUCCAUUCCACAUAAUUGUGUGGAGAAUCUAUAAUGCUAGAUUCUACUGAAACUCUUUAUAAUCUGUAUAUUAAUUUUUCAUAACUCUAGAAGUUUGUACGCAACUGAUUAAACAUCUUUUCAAGAACCCACAGAUGAUUUGUUAAAGGUUGCAUUAUUCUAAAUAUUUUUAUAAAGUUUUGUGUAAGUUAUGUUCAAAUAACUGUAUAGCAGGAAUUCUUCAGAGACAGGAGUUCAAAAACUGGUUAAAAUAAAUGUUAAAUGCAUGAUGGUUUAUUUAAUUGUGUAAACAUUUUACAAAAUAAACUAUGGUGGUAUCACAA